GCUAAAGCCAACUGGCUUCGACUUUUCAGCAGAGUACGACUACAACUACAAGAGUUGUUUGCCAUCCUCGUAGCGAAUGCAUGUAGUCCAUUCUGAUUACCCAUGGCAGGAGCUGGCUCUCAGGCCCGAGGAGAAAGUGUUGGCAUUGCCUCUCUGCUUUUGUCAGCAGGGAUGGGUGGUGCUCUGUAUAGUAUUGACAGCAUGCCAGACCUCAGGAAGAGAAAAGCAAUGCCUCUGGUCAGCGAUCUGUCCUUGGUCCAGAACUCCAGGAAGGCGGGCAUCACCUCGGCCCUGACAUCAAGUACCCUACAUAAUGAAGAACUGAAGAGUCAUGUCUAUAAGAAGACCCUCCAGGCCCUCAUAUAUCCUAUUUCCUGCACCACCCCACACAACUUUGAGGUGUGGACAGCCACCACGCCCACGUACUGCUACGAAUGUGAGGGACUCCUCUGGGGUAUUGCUCGCCAGGGCAUGCGCUGUACUGAGUGUGGAGUGAAAUGCCACGAGAAGUGCCAGGAUCUACUCAACGCCGAUUGUCUGCAAAGAGCGGCAGAGAAAAGCUCCAAGCACGGCGCCGAGGACCGAACUCAAAAUAUCAUCAUGGUUCUUAAGGACCGCAUGAAGAUCCGUGAGAGGAACAAACCAGAGAUCUUUGAACUCAUUCAGGAAGUGUUCACCGUCCCCAAGUCCACCCAUGUCACCCAGAUGAAGCAGAUCAAACAGAGCGUGCUCGAUGGCACCUCUAAAUGGUCGGCCAAGAUCAGCAUCACAGUUUUGUGUGCCCAGGGUCUACAAGCCAAGGAUAAAACUGGUUCCAGUGAUCCGUAUGUAACCGUCCAGGUUGGAAAGACGAAAAAGAGGACCAAGACCAUUUAUGGCAACCUCAACCCUGUCUGGGAGGAGACAUUUAAUUUUGAAUGUCACAACUCUUCAGACCGCAUCAAGGUGCGUGUGUGGGAUGAAGAUGAUGACAUUAAGUCUCGUGUGAAGCAGAAGUUCAAGCGAGAGUCCGACGACUUCCUCGGUCAAACCAUCAUCGAGGUCCGCACUCUGAGCGGAGAGAUGGACGUCUGGUAUAAUCUGGACAAACGUACAGACAAAUCCGCUGUGUCUGGGGCCAUCCGCAUGCACAUAAGUGUAGAGAUCAAAGGCGAGGAAACGGUUGCUCCGUAUCACGUUCAGUACACCUGUCUGCACGAGAAUCUCUUCCAUUAUGUGACGGACAUCCAGAAUAAUGGUGUGGUGAAGAUCCCUGACGCCAAAGGGGAUGAUGCAUGGAAAGUGUACUUUGAGGAAACUCCCCAGGAAAUCGUGGAUGAGUUUGCCAUGCGUUAUGGCGUCGAGUCCAUCUACCAGGCUAUGACCCAUUUUGCCUGCUUGUCAUCUAAGUACAUGUGCCCAGGUGUGCCUGCAGUGAUGAGUACCCUGCUGGCAAACAUCAAUGCCUACUACGCCCACACCACCCAGGCAACCAACAACGUCUCUGCCUCUGACCGCUUUGCUGCUUCUAAUUUUGGGAAAGAGCGAUUUGUCAAGCUCCUCGAUCAGCUUCAUAACUCUCUGAGGAUCGACCUGUCCAUGUACCGGAACAACUUCCCGGCCAGCAGUCCUGAGAGACUGCAGGACCUCAAGUCCACAGUGGACCUGCUCACCAGUAUAACCUUCUUCAGAAUGAAGGUCCAAGAGCUCCAGUCGCCACCCAGAGCCAGUCAGGUAGUGAAGGACUGUGUCAAAGCCUGUCUCAACUCCACCUAUGAAUACAUCUUUAAUAACUGCCAUGAGCUCUACAGUCGCGAGUAUCAGGCAGACCCGGCCAAGCAGGGUGCUGUGCCCCCAGAGGAGCAAGGACCCAGCAUCAAAAACCUCGACUUCUGGUCCAAGUUUAUCACACUUAUCGUCUCAAUCAUUGAGGAAGACAAGAACUCUUACACUCCUUGUUUAAAUCAAUUCCCUCAGGAGCUCAAUGUGGGUAAAAUCAGUGCGGAAGUUAUGUGGAACUUAUUUGCUCAGGAUAUGAAGUAUGCAAUGGAAGAGCAUGAAAAAAACCGCCUGUGCAAGAGUGCAGAUUACAUGAACCUGCACUUCAAGGUCAAGUGGCUGUACAACGAGUACUGCAAGGACCUACCCUUCUUCAAGAGCAGAGUGCCUGAAUAUCCUGCGUGGUUUGAGCCAUUUGUCAUCCAGUGGCUGGAUGAAAACGAAGAAGUGUCUCGUGACUUUCUGCACGGUGCUUUGGAAAGAGACAAAAAAGAUGGGUUCCAGGUCACAUCGGAGCAUGCUCUGUUCUCCUGUUCGGUUGUGGAUGUCUUUUCCCAGCUCAAUCAGAGCUUUGAGAUCAUCAGGAAGUUAGAGUGCCCAGAUCCGCAGAUUGUAGGACACUACAUGAAGCGCUUCGCCAAGACCAUCAGCAAUGUGCUUCUGUCCUAUGCUGACAUCAUCUCCAAGCUGUUUGCCAACUAUGUCACCAUGGAGAAAGUGCCCUGCAUCCUGAUCAACAACAUCCAGCAGCUGAGGGUUCAGCUGGAGAAGAUGUUUGAAGCCAUGGGUGGAAAAGAUCUGUGUGUUGAAGCUAGCGAUAUCCUGAAAGACCUGCAAGUCAAACUCAACAAUGUCAUGGAUGAUCUCAGCAGGGUCUUUGCUGUCAGUUUCCAGCCUCAUAUUGAGGAAAAUGUUAAGCAGAUGGGAGACAUCUUGGCUCAGGUUAAGGGAACCUCAAAUGUGGGAAAUGCCAGCAGCGUGGCCCAGGAUGCUGACAACGUCCUGCAGCCAAUCAUGGAGUUCCUGGACAGCAACCUGACUUUGUUUGCUAAGAUCUGUGAAAAGACUGUGCUGAAACGUGUGUUGAAGGAGCUGUGGAAGCUGGUGAUGAACACCAUGGAGAAGACCAUCGUUCUCCCACCGCUCACAGACCAAACGAUGAUUGGGAGGCUGAAGAGUGCUUCUCACAGCGAUGGCACUCAGCUCAUCUUUAACGCUGCCAAGGAGCUCGGACAGCUGUCCAAGCUGAAGGAGCACAUGGUUCGUGAGGAGGCCAAAGCGCUAACACCCAAGCAGUGUGCUGUGAUAGAGUUGGCUCUCGACACCAUCAAGCAAUAUUUCCAUGCUGGCGGUGUGGGUCUGAAGAAGACUUUCCUGGAGAAGAGUCCUGACCUUCAGUCUCUCCACUAUGCCCUGUCCCUUUACACGCAGGCCACAGACAAACUCAUUAAGACCUUUGUCCAAUCGCAGAACGCUCAAGGCUCUGGGGUGGAUGAUGCCGUAGGAGAAGUGUCCAUCCAUGUGGAGAUUUUCACUCACCCGAACACCGGAGAGCACAAAGUCACAGUGAAAGUGGUCGCUGCAAAUGACCUGAGGUGGCAGACGCAGGGAAUAUUCCGGCCUUUUGUGGAGGUCUAUAUCAUCGGCCCUCACCUCAGCGACAAGAAGAGGAAGUACGCCACGAAGUCGAAGAACAACAGCUGGGCUCCCAAAUACAACGAGACCUUCACUUUCACCCUGAGUAACGAGGUGGGUCCUGAGUGCUACGAGCUGCAGGUGUGCGUGAAGGACUACUGCUUUGCUCGAGAGGACCGCACCGUGGGCAUGGCUGUCCUUCAGCUGAAGGACGUGGCCCCUAAGGGCAGCGCCGCCUGCUGGCUGCCGCUGGGUAAACGCAUCCACAUGGAUGAGACGGGACUGACCGUCCUGCGCAUCCUCUCCCAGCGCAACAACGACGACGUGGCCAAGGAGUUCGUCAAGCUCAAGUCCGACCAGCGCUCUGCUGAGGAGGGCCGCAGCUAAGGGGCCAAAUCGCAGUAUAAAAUGCCACGUCAGGAACUCGAAUCAGAUCAGAGUAUCUGCCCAGGAGCUCUCCUGAGCCACUGCAAGCCACUGCCCCGAUUAUCCAGUGUUGUAAAAGCACACAUAAGACAAGAGUCGCCACACAUACUGUAAAUACAUUUAUUUCAGUGGAGAUGACAGAGUGCGAAGCAAGGCAUCACUCGUUUUCUGAAAACGCACCAGUGUCUUUAUUGUUACUGACUUUAUCAAACAUGUUUUGGAUUCAGUUAUACAUAGAGUUUAAUCUUAGAGCAUAUAACUACUUUCCUCUAUUCCCAGAGGAGAGCCAUGCCAUCCCACACACACACACGCGCGCACACCUCACUUGACUGGUCAGGGUGAGAAAUAUCUUGUAGCCUUUAAUAUUUUGGCUUUCUUUCUCACUCUUUCUCUGCCUUUUUAACCUUACCCUCAACUUUACCGAUCCCCAGCUCCUCUCGUCCCUUCCCUAGUUUGCAACCGCAUAGAGAAGGGACCGCAAGUGCCAACAAGGAAUUGCUUAAAUAUGCCAAGACCAGCCCUAAGCACAACCGGACCAACUGUCCACCUGACCCGUAAACAACUACAACGGCUGCAGCCUCAAACAUUCCAGAUAUUGGGUGGGGAACACAUACAGGGAACAAAGCACUAUUUAGUUAUGAUGAGUUUAAUAUUUAUUUACUUUUUUCUUCCAGAUUAUAUCUAUAUUUUAAUAAUUAUAUAUAUAUAUCAUCACAUAUAUAUAUAAAAUAUUAAGGACAUAUGUAAAGAUAAAUACAGGAUUGUUCGAUGGAACUGUGGUCGGGUAAAGAUCGUCCUCGUCCGUCUCUCUGUCCGUCUACCCUGUAGAGCACACUGCCUGACACCCUUAAUGCCUUCUGUCUUGUUGGCCCUUGUACAUUAUGUAUGUCCUGUUUCCUAUAUGAUAGAGAGUGGAGCCUGAUGAUCAAGCGCUGUAAAUCAUCGGACUGUAUGUGUGUGAAAAUGAGUGUGUGAAUGUGCGAUGUGUUUGUAAUACGUUCUAAUGUCGACCUCGUGUGACCGCCCGUGCUGUCCGUCACCUGCAAAUGUAAUCACAGAAAGCCAUCACAAGUGAAGGACGUCACAGCGGGUGGAGCGGGAGUGCGAUAAGAUUCGGGGGGGUUUUAUUGUUUCGUUCAGUUUGUUUAGUUUUGCACAGCUUAUAUUGUGUGGUGGAUAUUUCCAUCUGAUUUACUGCAAACAUUCCUCAGCCAGGCAGCCCUGUAAGGACAGUCAACUGCCUUUAAAAAGUACGUGCUAAUUAAAGUCCUACAUGUAUAAUUAGAUGAUUAAAAACACAGUCCCUGAGAAGCUAAAAUAACCACGUGGGUUACACAACAGCACAUUCACCACGACGGGGAGGGCACAUACCGCUAAUGAUCCAGCGUGUAAUGAUCCACCUGCAGAUGCCGUAACCCUUAAUCCUGAGUGAGAAACGAGACCUCUGCUAAAGGGCUGCAGAUCUGACAUUUAAAAGAGGGCCUACUGUCCACAGUACAGAGAUGUAGUGUGAAAAUAGAAGAAGCACAGGGGCUUUGCUGCACUCAUAAAAACACAUUUAUACUCUGAUCUUGUUUUACAGGACUUACACGUUGUUUAAAACCGUGCAGCAGUUCACCUGAAGCUACGGUCACUUUCAUGUGAAACUAAAUGUUUUAAAACGACUGCUCGCUGUCUAGCAUGUCUCUCAAUGCGACAUCUAUUUUUAACAAAUACCCUUUUUUUAAAAAAAGAAAAAAAAGAAAGAAAGAAUAGAUUUGUUGUUUUAUUUCUCUUAAAGAUGUGUGUAUGCUUCUCGUGAACAAAAAACACAGAAAAGCAAAUCAUGGGGGUGUGAUAAUAACAGGACGAUCGGUUGGUUGGAUGUUUUUCUGCCUCAUUACUACGAUGCCCCCUCCCAAACCUGAAUAAUUUCAAAGUCCCCAUUAUUAGAACAAAGGCCUACAAACUGAACUCUAUGCAUCUGAUCUAUAAAGUCUCUGUAGAUGAGUGAUUUUGAAUCAGUCUUAUAAUGUUUACAUUGUGGAUUAUUAUUCUAAUUAUAUCAGCACACGCGUUUGUCUGAUAUGUUGUAAAUGCCGUCUCUGUUUCGAUGGGCCAAACAUCACAGCUGCGGUAGAGCUGACCAGAGACGGGAAAUUUGGUCGUACGACUUCUCAGCUCAGAGGAAACCGAUCGGGACGGAGAUCGAUCGCUGCGGUCGGCUAAUUGUAAAUAGCUCGGAUGUAACAAACACACGUCAUACUAUGUGAAGUGAAGUGAAGUUUCGCUGCUCUUUUGUAGACUUGAAUUUUGCUGCGAGUGACUGCACAGCCGGUGUUUAUGUGCGACUGGGUGCCCAAUCUGGAAAUGUAGCUACUAUUGAAGGGUAUAGAAAGGCCGCGUGCACUCUGGAGAUCAAUAACUGAGCGUCUGUAUUACUUUAAUGGGGCCUGAUCAGGAGCCAUUCAAAGUAAUGCAUCGUAUAUCAUUAUAUAUAACAUGCUGCCUGCUAGUGAAAACUCCUCACAGUUAAAAGUUAAGCAAUCCCUUAAUAUGAUCUUGUGUGUGUACAAGGUCUUUUAUUAAGAGGGCACAUCUACUUUUAAUAGCAAAAUCAAUAACAGGUACGCAGCUGGAAAUGCCACGAAAAAAAAACAAACUUUAUUGCUGUUGACAAUGAUACUUUAGGAGAGGGAAUUCUUCCCCUUCCUCCACCUUCAGUGGCCCGGACUGCGUGUUGGAUUAUCAGGUUGGCACGUUGAACAGGAACGCACACACAGAGUUGGAUGAAGCACAACGAAAAGCACACAGACACACGUGGACACACAUGCAUGAUCCGUCCUGAAGUGUCUCGCUGAGCAGGCCACACAGACAGACACCUGCACAGCGCUGCUGGUCCGGUACUUCCAGAUACGGUGCAUGAUAGGAACAAUAAACAAAAAGUAAAAAACGUGUAUUGUGCCAGCACGCAUAAUUAUUUGAUGUUUAACUGCCAAUUGUUGUCUUCUUUAUUUUGAUAUUUAAUUAUCGUUUUCUAUUUUUCAAAUGUUUGUGAAUAUAUAAAUAUGUAUUACUGAUGCUGUGUAGUGGUACAAAGUACUCGCAUGAGAAUUUUUUUAUACACGAGAUGUUUCUAAAAAUU
This is a messenger RNA of Oreochromis aureus, 6943 nucleotides long. It is a transcript of the gene unc13a, whose product is annotated as unc-13 homolog A (C. elegans). The transcript has 33 exons. Gene Ontology annotation, biological process: neuromuscular junction development; synaptic transmission, glutamatergic; presynaptic dense core vesicle exocytosis. NCBI's taxonomy places the organism in Eukaryota, Metazoa, Chordata, Actinopteri, Cichliformes, Cichlidae. The coding region runs from base 103 to 3780 and encodes 1225 amino acids. Gene Ontology annotation, molecular function: diacylglycerol binding; phospholipid binding; calcium ion binding. The record is from RefSeq and is a predicted model, not a curated record. Gene Ontology annotation, cellular component: synaptic vesicle membrane; plasma membrane; presynaptic membrane.